GACCACUUGUGGAGGUCACUGUCCUUGUAAAAGGCUCCUCUUGAACAACCGAUUACUGCCUCUUCUCUGAAACCAACCAACCAACCAACCAACCCACCCAAUCCCCUACCCGACUUCGCAACCAUGUUCUCCCGACUGGCACGUCACAUUGCCAACCCCGCGGCCAAGUCCGCGUCGGCUACUGGCCGAAACCUCAUGCAGGUCCGAUACCUGUCCGAGCAGGCCCUUGCUGGUGGCAGCAAGGGCAGGAAUAUGCCGUUUUCCACCCCUCGGGCUACCGCUCCUGUUGACUCUCUCCCUGCUACCCUCACCAUCCGAGUAAGUCUAGAGGCUCUUCUUCUCCCAGAAUUUGGUUGGGGAGAAUCUCGGAGCUAAUCUAGUCUAUCUUAGAAUGGUCCCGUCUUCCAGGGUAAGGCCUUCGGUGCCAACGCCAACAUCUCGGGCGAGGCUGUCUUCACGACUUCCCUCGUCGGCUACCCCGAGUCGAUGACCGAUCCCUCCUACCGAGGUCAGAUCCUCGUCUUCACCCAACCUCUGAUUGGCAACUACGGCGUCCCUUCCAACGAGCGCGACCAGUACAACCUCCUCAAGUACUUCGAGUCCCCUCACGUCCAAUGCGCUGGCGUUGUCGUCUCCGACGUCGCCCUCAACUACAGCCACUGGACCGCCGUUGAGAGCCUUGGCGAGUGGUGCGCCCGAGAGGGCGUCCCUGCCAUCUCCGGCGUCGACACUCGAGAGAUUGUCACCCACCUCCGAGAGCAGGGUUCCUCGCUCGCCCGAAUCACCAUCGGCGAAGAGUACGAUGCAGACGAGGACGAGAGCUUCAUCGACCCUGGCCAGAUCAACCUGGUCAAGCGUGUCAGCACCAAGGCUCCCUUCGUUGUCGAGUCCCCCGGUGCUGCUCUCCACAUUGCCCUCAUUGACUGCGGUGUCAAGGAGAACAUCCUUCGCAGCCUGGUCAGCCGAGGUGCCUCCGUCACCGUCUUCCCCUACGACUACCCCAUCCAGAAGGUCGCUCAGCACUACGACGGUGUCUUCAUCUCCAACGGCCCCGGUGACCCCACCCAUUGCCAGGAGACUGUCUACAACCUCGCCCGCCUGAUGGAGACUUCGUCUAUCCCCGUCAUGGGUAUCUGCCUGGGUCACCAGCUUCUGGCUCUCGCCGUUGGUGCCCGCACCAUCAAGCUCAAGUACGGAAACCGUGCUCACAACAUCCCGGCUCUUGACUUGACCACUGGCCAGUGCCACAUCACCAGCCAGAACCACGGUUAUGCCAUUGAUGCCAGCACCCUCCCCAGCGACUUCAAGGAGUACUUCGUCAACCUCAACGACGGCAGCAACGAGGGCAUGCUGCACAAGACCCGCCCCAUCUUCUCCACCCAAUUCCACCCCGAGGCCAAGGGUGGCCCCAUGGACAGCUCGUACCUCUUCGAGAAGUACCUCCAGAGCGUCCAGCUCGCCAAGAGCAACCAGGUCGUCUACAAGGACAACCGACCCAGCCAGCUGAUGCUUGACGUCCUCAGCCGAGAGCGUGUCGGUGUUGAGCCCAUGCCCCUGGCCGCCUCUGCCUGAGCGACUCGUUUGGAGGUACACUGGCGUCUUGGGGAUUGAUUAGUUAGGGCUGCGAGUUUUGGAAUGUGAGGAUUGGAAACUUUUCCAAAUGGAUACGUUGUAGUUAUGAAGCUGGAAAUCACAAAUUGAAUACCACCAGAGUUU
Messenger RNA from Ilyonectria robusta, 1716 nucleotides. Its product is annotated as class I glutamine amidotransferase-like protein. Gene Ontology annotation, cellular component: carbamoyl-phosphate synthase complex; cytoplasm. The transcript has 2 exons. Gene Ontology annotation, biological process: L-arginine biosynthetic process; L-glutamine metabolic process; 'de novo' pyrimidine nucleobase biosynthetic process. The record is from RefSeq and is a predicted model, not a curated record. The coding region runs from base 487 to 1572 and encodes 361 amino acids. Lineage: Eukaryota; Fungi; Ascomycota; Sordariomycetes; Hypocreales; Nectriaceae. Gene Ontology annotation, molecular function: carbamoyl-phosphate synthase (glutamine-hydrolyzing) activity.